GGUCACACCUGGGCUAACGUUUAUAGGAAUUUGUUGUUUUUUGUUUAAUCGUAUUUUGUUUAAAUUGGUCGGAGCGCACAAAGCGAUUUUAAGUGAAAUAUGAAUGUCUUAAUCCGAUCCACCUUCCUCCUGCUCACACUGGCUAUAUGCGGCAGCUGGGCCAUUCGGUGCUACCAGUGCUCCUCGGACCAGGAUCGCAAAGGAUAUGAUAGCUGCGGCGCCUACAAGCGAUUCAACAGCACGGAGCACAUCGCGAUCGAGUGCAACAGCGACGAGAGCCACAUGCCAGGAUCCUUCUGCAUGAAGGUGGUGCAGCAGGGACCCCGAGGAUUUAUCUGGGACGGUCGUUGGCGUCAGGUCAUCCGAAGAUGCUCAUCCGUUUCUGAAACCGGUGUUACUGGUGUGUGUAAUUGGGGCGUCUACGAGAACGGCGUUUACUGGGAAGAGUGCUACUGCUCCAGCGAUAGCUGUAAUGGCGCCAGCCUGACCCAAAUGCACGGAUCCCUGCAGCUACUGUUAGGCUUCCUGCUGAUCGGCGCUGCCUCCAGGAUCCUUAGAAGCUAAAAGGAGAACCAGGCUUACUCUCUCCACCGAAAACAGACAAAAAGUGCCUUUUCAAGCCUCUCUUUUUAUUAAUAUCUAAGCUGCGAAUGACUUUUUCAUUACAGAAACCGAUUCCGUCCACCUUUUCAUGUCUAAAAUUAAGUAAAAAGUUGUACGAUAAGUUAUGAACGGCAACAUUGCGGCAGGUCAAUAUGUAGACCUCAGAUUUUAACAAGUUUAAAUAAUAUAGAAGCAAAGUAGUCUGUGGUUUAUGAAAUUUUUUUUAAAAUGUAAAAAACGAAAGCUUUUAUCCGACA
Molecule: messenger RNA, 860 nt
Organism: Drosophila subpulchrella
Lineage: Eukaryota; Metazoa; Arthropoda; Insecta; Diptera; Drosophilidae
Exons: 3
Coding region: 100-564 (154 amino acids)
Biological process (GO): positive regulation of voltage-gated potassium channel activity; regulation of synaptic transmission, cholinergic; sleep
Source: RefSeq, a predicted model, not a curated record